Messenger RNA from Drosophila ananassae, 1277 nucleotides. Its product is annotated as lysosomal aspartic protease. Gene Ontology annotation, biological process: proteolysis; cell death. Gene Ontology annotation, cellular component: lysosome. Bases 39 to 1211 code for a protein of 390 amino acids. The transcript has a single exon. NCBI's taxonomy places the organism in Eukaryota, Metazoa, Arthropoda, Insecta, Diptera, Drosophilidae. The record is from RefSeq and is a predicted model, not a curated record. Gene Ontology annotation, molecular function: aspartic-type endopeptidase activity.
GUCAGUUGCUCUUUAAAAUCAGACCGGAGACCGCAGACAUGAGACCAGUGUGUUUAAUAUUAUUUGUGUUGAUCGGAAUUGGCUGUGCCGUGGCCAAAUUGAACCGUCUGUCGUUGCAAGUAAAUGGCAACUACACCAGGACCCAUGGCAAGGUAAAGGCGGAGAAAACCCUGCUGGCUGCCAAGUACGGCUAUACCCUGGCCACCACUUCCUCGGCCUCGGAGGGCACUGAGACUCUGCACGACAGCGCCGAUCGCGAGUACUACGGCCUGCUUAGCAUCGGUACUCCCAAGCAGAACUUCAAUAUUUUAUUCGACACCGGAUCGGCCAAUCUUUGGGUGCCAAGUGCCAAGUGUUCUGCUUCGAAUAAGGCUUGUCAAAAGCACAACAAAUACCACUCCGGAGAGUCCAGCACCUAUGUGGCGAACGGGGAGAGUUUCUCAAUUGAAUACGGAACCGGAAGCCUCUCCGGUUUCCUGUCCACCGAUACUGUGGAAGUGGCUGGAAUUCAAAUUAAGAGUCAGACAUUCGCUGAGGCCACGAAUGAGCCAGGAAGUACCUUUACGGACGCCAAAUUUGCUGGAAUCUUGGGUCUGGCAUUCAAGUCGAUCGCCGUGGAUGGUGUGACUCCACCGUGGGACAACAUGAUUGAACAGAAACUGCUCGACGAGCCGGUGAUCUCCUUCUAUCUGAAGCUUAAGGGAACCGCUGUCCAAGGCGGUGAAAUGAUCCUGGGCGGCAUUGACUCCAGCCUCUACAAGGGAAGCCUCACCUGGGUGCCUGUCACCAAAGCCGCCUACUGGCAAUUCAAACUUACCGCCAUUAAGACCAAGGGUGUUUUCAUCAGCAGAAAUACCCAGGCUAUCGCCGAUACUGGCACUUCUUUGAUCGUCCUUCCAAAGGCUGCCUACACCAGAAUCAAUAACCUGAUUGGCGCCGAGGAUAAUGGCGAGGGAGAGGCCUUUGUCAGAUGCGGCAGAGUCUCAGCCUUGCCGAACGUCAAUCUCCACAUCGGGGACAGGUUCUUUACCCUCACACCCAGUGAUUACAUAAUCAGGAUAACGGAAAGUGGAGAAACCUACUGCAUGUCGGUCUUCACCUACAUGGAGGGCAACACUUUGACUAUUCUGGGUGAUGCUUUUAUUGGAAAGUUCUACACAGUCUUCGACAAGGGAAACAAUAGGAUCGGAUUCGCACCAGUUGCUUAUUAAAUUAUUGAUUUUCGAUUUAAAUAUAAAUACAAAGAGCAUGAAUUAAAAACCAAUUUCGUUUUAAAC